AGAGAUCCGUUUAUUACUCAGUUAUCACGCGCCGGCGAGAACCACUCUGCCAAAGCAUCAGCCAAUCUCUCUGUCUGUCUCUGUCUGUCUCUCUCUCUCUCGCUCUGCCGCUUCUCUUCCUUGAAAACCCUUCCACUGGCUUUUAACAUAUAUAUAUGAAUAUACAUAUAUACCCAAGAAGGAAAAAGGCUGUCGAACUGUAACAUUCAGAUUUUUCUGGUUAUCAAAAACUUGAAUUUUCCAUAGAGAGAGAGAGAGAGAGAGAGAGAAUGGCCACGCCGUCGCAUGCUCAGGCCGUCAAGUCCCUCAACAAAUCACCCGGACGCCGUCGUUUUGUUUUUAAGACUUUCUCUGAGAGGAUAGAAGACAUCGACAUUGAUGUAUACCAUAGCCUUGUCCCAAUUAAGGCUGAGCCUUCCGAGGGUUUGUCUUUCUUCAAGGACUGUCUCGUGGAAUGGAGGGAAUUGAACACCGCAGAGGAUUUUAUUUCUUUCUAUGAAGAAAUGCUUCCCUUGGUGCAAACAUUACCGCUGGUGCUUUUGCACAAGGAGUCUAUAUUAACGAAGCUUCUAUCCAGACUACAAAUGAAAGCAAGGCUUUCACUUGAGCCUAUUCUAAGGCUAAUUGCAGCUUUAUCUAGAGACAUACUGGAGGAUUUUAUACCCUUCUUGCCAAGAUUUGUUGAUUCUCUAAUUUCUCUCCUAGAAAGUGGUGCAGAUAGGGAACCAGAGAUUAUUGAGCAGAGUUUUACAUCCUGGUGUCAAAUUAUGAUGUAUCUACAGAAGUACCUUGUAAACGAUAUUGUAAAUGUACUCAAGGUUACAAUGAAAUUAAGGUUUUAUUCGAAGGAAUACAUCCAGGAAUUUAUGGCAGAGGCAGUGUCCUUUCUGCUGAGAAAUGCACCGUCUAAUAAGCUCAGGGAAGGUGUCAGGAAAAUAAUAUUUGAAGUUGUGAAGAAACCUCUAGCUACCAGAAAAUAUGGAGUCAGUGCUUUACUUUUUUAUGUUAUGAGAGGAACCUCAUCAAAGCUCCAUUCUAAAGCAGAGAAAGUAUUGCAGUUACUGAUGGAUGAUUCAAUAUUUGAUAUUGGUGAAAAAUUCAAUCGAGGUUCAGACACUAUUGUUGAAGUUCUGAUUCUUGCCUUCCAAAGAUUAUGUGAAGAGAUAGAGCCCAAUGAGUUGAAAUUAAUGUGGAAAUGCUUAUAUGUGGAAGUAGCUGACUGUAUAAAAAACAAACGUGUUGUUCGUUUGAGUUACUUGUUGUCACUGCUUGUUUCUAUGGUUCAAAUUAAUGAUGGGCGAAGAGUUUCUGAUUACCAGCCAAUGCUUGAUGCUUUGGAUUUGCUUUUGCGGACAUUAAUCUUGCCUACUGGCAUCUUGAUCGAAGAAGAUAAUUUAUUACAGGUUCUUGAUAAGGUUUUACAGCUGAUGCUAUGUAUUCUCAGUGGGCUCCAUAAUCAUAAUGACAUGUCAACCAUCUCUGCGUGUUCAUUGCAAUGGGCUCCUGUGUUUGGGUUAAAGAACUCAAGGCUUGGUUUCAGUUUGUUAACUUUCAUGCGAGGGCUAUUACGGAAGGAUCCUUCCAUAUUGAAUAUUUUCAGAGUUAACAUUUUAAGAGCCAUGAAUACUUUAAUAGAAACUUCACAAGAACAAGUUGUGUACCUGUUACUUUCUGUUUUUGAGAGGCUGCAUGUGGAUGUGAAAAGCUUUAACUUCUUAGAUGGAAGAUCUGAAGACGUACUUUCAAAGAUCCAAGAUUUUAUGCGGAAAGCUGUCAGCGAUUGGAUUAAGGUGAUAAAUGAUAUUUUAUCCGGGAACGCAUCAUGUACUCAAGUGCAUGAAACUGAUUUGGCUCUACUAUGGGGAAUCGUUAGCUGCUUUCCUUAUAUGUUUGAGGUUGAAGCAGAUUCAUCCUUGUUGAUUGAUUUGAGAGGUGCUCUUGAUGAGCUUUUAAUGGCUGAAACUGAAAAUGUCGCUAGUCUCCCUAGAAAAGCUUCCGAAAGUAUAAUUGGAGCUGCUUUAAAAUCCUAUUCCCAAUUGCUUUGUGGUAAAAAAUAUGGGUUCGAUGAAACAAGAGAAUUUUUGCAGCUUGCAAGAAGGCACAAAUCGUGUUCACAAGUAUUGUCUGCUGUAGCAGAUUUUUUGGAUUCUUUUCAUGGGCCAAUGGAAGAAGAAUCCAGCUGUAGAUUAUAUCAUCCUGAACUUAGUGCAGAAAGGAUCACAGAUGCAUUAAGUGUAUUUGCAGAUAAUUUGUGUCACUGGGACAAAGGAAUUCGUGUUGCUACUCUUAGAAUCUUGUGCCACUAUGAACCUCUGAAUUAUGAUACACGCACAGAGGAUCAGCCAGUGGCAAAGAAAAUGAAAACAGAAGCUUCUCAGACUUGUCAUAUGGAUAGCAAGAGCUGUAAUGUUCUGCGGCAACUUCUCUCAAUUGAGACAACUCCUCUUUCAGUUACUACCAGCAGGAAAGUUACUCUGUUGAUCUCUAAAGUACAGAUGGAUCUCUCUGCUGGAAGGAUUCCUGAAGCUUAUGUGCCUCUUCUGUUGAAUGGAAUUAUAGGUGUCUUCCAUAACCGGUUUAGUAACCUUUGGAAUCCUGCAUCAGAAUGCCUUGCGCUGUUGAUAAGCCAAAAUUUUGGACUUGUAUGGGAAGAGUUCAUAAAUUAUUUUGGAAAAUGCCUGAGCAUAUUUCAAGACUCAAAUGUUCAACUUGACAAAAUGAAUGCUAAUUUUGUUAACAAGUCGAGUGAUCUGGUUGAACGAUUUAAUUUGUUUGUUACUCCUGCAUCUGAUAGCACACCAUCUGCAACAGUAUUGUCUUUGUUGCUCCAGUCUUUACAAAGAAUUCCAGCACUUGUUGAGUCUCGAUCUCGACAUAUUGCACCUUUGUUUUUUAAGUUCCUGGGCUAUAAGUCUGACGACCUUGUAAGUUCGGGACAAUUCAAUUCACUUGUUUGCAAAGGUAAAGAGUGGAAGAGUGUCCUCAAAGAAUGGUUAAACUUGCUGAGAUUGAUGCGGAACCUUAAGUCCUUUUAUUUGAAUCAAUUCCUUAAAGAUAUAUUGCAGAAUAGGCUUCUGGAUGAAAAUGAUGCUGAGGUACAGAUGAAGGUUCUUGAUUGCCUGAGUGUAUGGAAGGACAACUUCCUUCUGCCAUAUGAGCAGCAUCUUAAAAACUUAUCUAGUUCUGAUAGUUUUAGAGAGGAACUAACAACAUGGAGUCUUUCCAGAGAAUCUCAUCAGAUUGAAGAACAUCACAGAGCCUAUCUUCUGCCCCUUGUUAUCCGUAUUUUGAUGCCAAAAGUCAGGAAAUUGAAGAAACGUGCCUCUCGAAAGCAUUCAAGUGUAAAUUUUCGGAAGGCUGUUCUUGGUUUCAUUGCUCAACUUGAUGUUGAUGAGCUCCCUCUUUUCUUCACAUUGUUGAUAAAGCCAUUGCAAAUUAUAUUUGUGGGAAGUGAUGGUACAUCUGACUGGUAUUGGGAUUCAGCCAUAAUUUCUAUAGAAAAGUUUCGGGCAUUGAAUUUCUUGAAGCAUUUCUCUGUUGACAGUAUAACUGCCCUAUCUUGGAAGAAAAGAUAUGGUUUUCUGCAUGUAAUUGAAGAUAUUCUUGGAGUUUUUGAUGAAUUGCGUGUUAGACCUUUUCUUGAUUUUUUAAUGGGAUGUGUUGUUCGGAUAUUGGGAAGCUGCACUUGUAAUCUUGAUAUUGCAAAAGGCUGUAGUUCAUCAGUUGAAAAUCAUUCUGGUGCCAACAUGACUUUGCUCGAGCAAGACAGUGCUGCACAAAAUAUGUUUCUGACCAGCUCUGCUCAGAAGCAGUUCAAGGAUUUGAGGUCUUUAUGCCUGAAAAUUGUUUCCUUUGUUCUUAAUAAGUAUGAAGAUCAUGAUUUUGGCUGUGAGUUUUGGGACCUUUUCUUUAAUUCAAUUGAAACUUUAGUCGAUGGUUUCAAGAAGGAGGGUUUUAGUGGGGAGAAGCCUAGUUCUCUUUUUUCUUGCUUCAUUGUUAUGACCAAAAGUGACAACCUUGUACCACUUCUGUACAGAAAAGAUAAUUUAGUUCCUGAUAUAUUUUCAUUUCUAACUGUUCCAUCCGCAUCAGAAGCUAUUAUAACAGGUGUCCUUAAGUUCAUUGAGAACCUACUGAUUCUUGAUAAUGAGUUGGAUGAGGAAGAGAGUGCUGUAAGAAAAGUUCUGCUUCCUAAUGUUGAUGCACUUAUCUCUAACCUGCAAUGCUUUUUCCUAAGUGAUUCUGCAAUCAAAAGAAAACUGGUCAAAUCUCCCGGGGAGACAGAAUUAAGAAUUUUUAAUUUAUUGUCGAAGUACAUAAAGGAUCCACCAUCAGCCAGGAAAUUUGUGGAUAUUUUGCUACCCUUUAUAACAAAGGGGGUUGAAAAUUUGGAUGUUUGUUUAGGAGCUAUAGAAGUUGUACGGUAUAUGAUCCCAAUAUCAGGGAAAGAGAUGACCAGAAUAAUUCUGAAUGCAAUUUCUCCACUGUUUGUUGCCAUUGAUCGAGCUAAGCGAUCAAGUCUCUGUGAUCUUGUGGACACUCUUGCUGUAGUGGACCCAUCUGUGCGCAUUUUGGCUGAACUGGUACAUGAGUUGAAUGCAACCUCUGCUAUGGAACUGGAUGACCUUGAUUAUGACACUAUACAAAAAGCUUAUCAAAAAAUUACUGUUGAUUUCUUCUAUACGAUUAAAGAUGAUCAAGCAUUGGUCAUUCUGUCCCAUUGUGUGCAUGAUAUGAAAGUGAGGGAGUUAAUGCCCAGUGCUUUUAACUCAUUAGUCGAAUUUGUUAAAUUUUCUGCUCUCAUUCUUGGUAAAGAAGUGAAUGAUAACCAUGACAUGCCGCACACAAGUAGAGUGUCUGAUGAUGGUUGGUGGACAAAAGCGUGCAUUCAGCGUAUGAUUAGCAAGAUUCUUCUGAAGCAUAUGGGAAACACUAUGAAGGGAGGGGAUACUUUUGUCUGGAAGGAAUGGAUUAAGUUACUAAAUGAAAUGGUGAAGAAACUUCCACAAAAAAGCUUUAAUUCAUUGAAGGCUCUUUGUGAUGAGGAUCCUGAAAUGGAUUUUUUCAACAAUAUUAUCCAUGUACAGAAGCAUAGAGUAGCAAGAGCAUUAUUACGCUUUAAGAAUGUUAUCAAUUCAAGCUGUAUUUCGGAGGACAUUACAAAUAAAGUUUUCAUACCUCUCUAUUUCAAUUUGCUUUUUGAUGAAGGAAAACAAGAACAUGUAAAAAAUGCAUGUAUAGAGGCCCUUGCUUCAAUUUCUAGGGACAUGGAUUGGAAAUCAUACUAUUCUUUGUUGACUAGAUGCUUUAGCGAGAUGGCCAUGAAUCCAGAUAAGCAGAAGAUUCUAGUACGGCUAAUUUGCUCUAUUUUAGACCAGUUUCAUUUUUCAGAAGCCAAGGACUCAUGUGACAAUGCUUCUGAUUCUGGGACCAAAGCAACUGGUUCUUCACUAAUGUUGCAAGUGAGUAGUGAUUCUGCUAUGGCAUCUGAGAUACAAACCUGUCUUCAUAAAGUUGUGCUUCCAAAGAUACAAAAGUUACUUGAUUCGGAUUCUGGUAGGGUCAAUGUUAACAUCAAUCUUGCUGCACUGAAAAUUUUAAAGGUGCUUCCAGGAGACAUAAUGGACUCACAGCUUCCAACCAUUGUUCAUCGUAUAUCAAACUUUUUGAAGAAUCGUCUAGAAAGCAUCCGUGAUGACGCUAGGUCUGCCUUGGCUGCUUGCUUGAAGGAGCUUGGGUUGGAAUACUUGCAGUUCAUUGUCAAGGUUUUGCGAACUACCUUGAAGAGGGGGUUUGAGCUGCACGUGUUGGGUUACACACUGAAUUCCAUUUUGUCGAAGUUUCUUUCGACUCCUGUUACUGGGAAACUUGAUUACUGUUUGGAAGAUCUUCUGUCUGUAGUGGAGAGUGAUAUUCUUGGAGAUGUUUCCGAGGAAAAAGAGGUGGAAAAAAUUGCUUCCAAAAUGAAAGAAACUAGGAAGCGAAUGUCUUUUGAGACACUGAAAUUGAUUGCACAAAGCGUUACAUUCAAAACUCAUGCUAUGGAAUUACUGUCACCUGUUACCUCUAACUUGCAGAAGCAUCUAAAUCCAAAAGUCAAAACAAAAUUAGAAAGCAUGUUAAAUAGCAUAGCCUUAGGUAUUGAGUGCAAUCCAUCUGUGAAUCAGACUGAUCUUUUUAUCUUUGUAUAUGGCCUUGUCGAAGAUGGGAUCAAGAAUGAACAUAACAAGGGAGAAAGUUCUUCAACCGCAGGGGUGAAUGGGCAUGGUGAAAAGGUUGUGCGUGGAAAAAGACUAUCUUCACGCCGGAUUAUAGAUACCAAAUCACUAUGUUCACAUCUUAUUGUAGUGUUUGCACUUAAGAUAUUGCAUAAACGUGUAAAGAAUGUUAAAAUGAUCAAAAGUGAUGCACGAUUAUUAAGUAUGUUGGACCCUUAUGUCUCAUUGCUGGGAAAUUGCUUGAGUUCCAAGUAUGAAGACGUUCUAUCUGCAUCCCUUAAAUGCCUGACUCCGCUUGUAAGGAUGCCUUUGCCAUCUAUUGAAUCCCAAGCUGAUAAAAUAAAAGCGGCAUUGUUUGAUAUUGCCCAAAGCACAGUAAAUGCUAGCAGUUCUUUAAUGCAGUCAUGCCUAAACUUGUUGACUGUGCUUCUUGGGGGUACCAAAAUUACUCUUUCCUCAGAAGAGCUACAUUUGUUAGUUCAGUUUCCACUGUUUGAUGAUCUAAAAGGGAAUCCUUCUUUUGUUGCCCUUGCACUUUUAAAGGCAAUGGUCAAAAGAAAGCUAGUUGUUCCAAAGAUAUAUGAUCUUGUGACUCAAGUUGCAGAAUUGAUGGUAACAAGUCAAGUAGAACCGAUACGCCAGAAAUGCAGUCAGAUUCUCUUGCGGUUCUUACUCGAUUAUCAUCUGUCAGAAAAACGUUUGCAACAGCAUUUGGAUUUUCUGCUUUCUAAUCUGAGGUUUGAACAUCCGAUUGGAAGAAAAGCUGUGCUUGAAAUGCUACAUACAAUUAUCAUUAAGUUUCCAAAAAGUGUUGUGGAUGAGCAAUCACAGACGUUUUUUGUCCACUUGGUUGUUUGUUUGGCUAAUGAUCAGGAUAAUGAGGUCCGUUCCAUGUCUGGUGCAGCUAUAAAGCAUCUCAUUGGCCAUUUAAGCCAACGUUCACUUCAUUCCAUCCUAGAGUACAGUAUAUCUUGGUAUUUGGGCGAGAAGCAGCAAUUGUGGAGUGCUGCAGCACAGGUUUUGGGACUAUUGGUUGAAGUUGAAGUUAUGAAGACAGAAUUCCAAAGACAUAUUAGUACUAUAUUGCCUGUGGCUCGUAGCAUUUUACAGUCCACUAUCAGUGGUGUUACCAAUACGCCACUUACUGUUUGUGAUGAAUUUAUUGUUCCUUUCUGGAAGGAGGCUUAUUAUUCACUUAUUAUGUUGGAGAAAAUGCUGCAUCAGUUCCAGGACAUGUGCUUUAAGAGGGACCUUGAGGACUUAUGGGAAGCUAUAUGUGAAUUGCUCUUGCAUCCUCACAUGUGGUUGCGCAACAUUUCAAGUCGAUUAGUGGCAUUGUACUUUGCCACUGUAACAGAGACUAGUAAAAAAAAUCAUGAAAAAUCAAUUCAAACUCAUUUUCUUAUGAGGCCAAGUAGACUGUUCAAAAUAGCUGUUUCACUCUGCUGUCAACUGAAGACAAAACUUGAUGAUGACACUGCACGUGAUCUGAUAACUGAAAAUCUUGCCUUUGCUAUAUGCGGUGUGCAUUCUCUAAUGGGGCUAUUGGAGCAUGGAAAGCCUCAAAAGUUUUGGGCUACCCUUGAACCACUUGAGCAAGGCUGCUUUCUUAAAUCCUUAGAGUUGCUGGAAACUAAAAAGGGCCAAAGCAUGUUUUUAUCUCUUACCUCUGGUGUAUCUGACAAAAAUGAUGAAGGCCACCCUAUGGACAUCCGAUUCUUGCUUGUUUCCAAUCUGCUUAAGAAGAUGGGUAAAAUUGUGCUUCAAAAGGAGGAUGUUCAGAUGAAAAUCGUCUUUGGUACUUUCAAAAAGAUUUCUGUACAAAUUUCUGGGGAGGACCAUGCACUUUAUGCAUUUGACAUUCUGCUGCCAUUGUAUAAAGUUUGCGAAGGGUUUGCUGGGAAAGUGAUCUCCGACGAUAUCAAGCAAUUAGCUCAGGAAGUUUGUGAAUCCCUACGGAAGACGUUUGGCACCCAAUUAUAUGUUGAAACUUACAAUGAGAUCAGAAAACAUCUCAAAGCGAAGAGGGAUAAGAGGAAAACUGAAGAAAAGCUCAUGGCCGUCGUCAAUCCCACACGACACGCCAAGAGGAAAUUGAAGAUUGCUGCUAAGCAUCGUGCCAACAAAAAAAGGAAGAUAAUGAGACUGAAAUUCGGAAGAUUGAUUUAACCAAAUGUUGCUAAAGCAUUUAUACUGUGUUUCUGAAAGUUUGAUCUCUCUUGUGAAGCCCACUUCUUCAGUUCAUACACCUUCUGUUGUCGUUACGACCAUUUUGGAAGCCUACGAGAAAGACUGGGAGUUUGGUGCAAUUUUAUGGUCUUUGCCGCCAUUUAACAUGUAGAAGAGCAUGGAGCGGAGACUGAUUUUGGCAACACUUCAAUUUUGUAGCCUAUAGGACUGUCCUUUGUAUAUAUAUAUAUAUAUAUAUAUAUAUAUAUUCAAGCAUAUAUUUAUUUGUUUAGAUUUCUUUUCAUGCUUGUAUAAUGUUUUCAGUGUCUCAAUGGUACUAUCAAUUUGGUUAACCAAAUUACAUUUUAUUCAAGGCCUUUAAA
This is a messenger RNA of Ziziphus jujuba (common jujube), 8770 nucleotides long. RefSeq lists its product as uncharacterized. Lineage: Eukaryota; Viridiplantae; Streptophyta; Magnoliopsida; Rosales; Rhamnaceae. The record is from RefSeq and is a predicted model, not a curated record. Bases 270 to 8387 code for a protein of 2705 amino acids. The transcript has 31 exons. Gene Ontology annotation, cellular component: 90S preribosome; nucleolus; small-subunit processome.